Messenger RNA from Necator americanus (New World hookworm), 2058 nucleotides. RefSeq lists its product as uncharacterized. The transcript has 12 exons. The record is from RefSeq and is a predicted model, not a curated record. Gene Ontology annotation, molecular function: aminobutyraldehyde dehydrogenase (NAD+) activity; 4-trimethylammoniobutyraldehyde dehydrogenase (NAD+) activity. The coding region runs from base 1 to 2058 and encodes 685 amino acids. Lineage: Eukaryota; Metazoa; Nematoda; Chromadorea; Rhabditida; Ancylostomatidae.
AUGGACGAAACAGAUCUGAACCGAGCAGAGGUCGGUGAUCUGAUAUUCCUAGCGAAAAACAGCACUUCGUGCGCGUUCGAACGAGCAGUAUCUGACGCCGCAUCGUCUCCAUACUAUCAUGUAGGGAUAAUCGUACACGACAACCAUGUCGUGCACGCGUUACCGCGCGGCGUACUUUAUCAAACUGUAAUUGACAUGGUCGCUGAUUGUGAGCCGGAUCGAGUGGAAAUCGUAUACGUAAAAGCUAAGAAGUCGGCAAAAAUCAGAGCAGCUAAAUACGCGGAGAAAAAAAUCGGCAUGCCCUAUAACGAUUUAUUCUCACCAGAUUGUAUAAAUUCCGAUGGUGUAGAAUCAUACUACUGUAGUCAACUGGUAACCGAAGCGUAUCAUGGUGAAAUUGAAUUCCCCGAACAUAAACUGAAUUUUAAAGAUGAAAAUGGGGAAAUUUUGGAGUAUUGGAAAGAGUACUAUGAGACAAGGGGCAGACCUGUCCCACAAGAUGAACCUGGAUCUCAUCCUGCGUCAAUUCGCAGAGCACCCGAAUUGGAGAUGCGACUCACCAGACACCUUCAGAAGUGUAUGCUUGAUAGUAAAGGUGUCACGGAGGCGCUGCACUUUGUCGGUGGUGCUCAAGUGAAUUUCAAUACUGGCAAGAAGUUCAGCGUCGUUGAGCCAAGAAGUGGAAAAAGAUUAGCGGACUGCCAUGCUGCCACAGCGGAAGAUGUAUCGAAUGUGGUUGAGACAGCCUUCAAGGCACUACCGAUAUGGUCUGGAAUGAGUUGGCUGGAACGUGGUGCUGUUCUGAGAAAAACUGCUGAGCUUCUUAAAAAGAAUUGCGAAGAAAUUGCCCAUUGGGAAUGUGUUGAUAAUGGAAAACCGAUAACAGAAGCUCGAAUGGAUGUGCUCAGUUGUAUCGACACCUUUAGUUAUUACGCAGGGGCAGGUCAAUCGCUUGUAGGACAGCACAUUCCGCUUAGUCGCGAUCGAUUUGCCUACACAAAACGCGAACCGCUUGGAGUGGUUGGAUGCAUAGGAGCAUGGAAUUACCCAAUCCAAACAUGUACUUGGAAAGUAGCACCAGCGUUAGCUUGUGGUAAUGCAGUCGUUUACAAGCCGAGUCCUCUAGCACCUGUGUCAGCAGUUCUGCUCGGUCAGAUCUUGCAUAUGGCUGGACUUCCAUCGGGGACCUACAACGUCAUCCAAGGUGGUGCUGAAACCGGCAGUGCUCUUAUUCAGAAUCCACUGGUGAAAAAAAUCUCUUUCACAGGAAGUGUGCCGACGGGGAAAAAGAUCAUGCAGGGUUGUGCAUCCAGAAAUGUUAAGCCGGUGACACUGGAAUUAGGUGGGAAGUCAUCGCUAAUCAUUUUGGAUGACUCUGACAUCGAUUCGGCUGUUUCUGGCGCAAUGAUGGCGAAUUUUUAUAGCCAAGGACAAGUAUGCUCAAAUGCCAGUAAGGUACUGGUACAUCGAUCAAUAGUUGCUGAUUUCGUCGCCAAGCUGCGUGAGAAGACGUCUGCUAUGCGCGUUGGAGAUCCGCUAGAAGAAGACACGAAAGUUGGCGCUCAUAUUUCGCGCGAACAUAUGGAGCGUGUCAAAAAAUACAUUGAUGGUGCCGUUGCGGAUGGCGCACGGAUCGUUUGCGGCGGCGAUGCGGUACAGGUUACCGGCCUUGAAGACGGCUUCUAUCUAUCCCCAUGUGUUCUUACGGACAUCCGCAAGGAAAUGGCUGUUUACCGUGAGGAGAUAUUCGGCGCGGUACUUCUUGUGAUACCUUUUGAUACGGACGAUGAGGCUAUAGAUAUUGCUAACGAUACAACGAUGGGUCUAGCCGCUGGAGUUUUUACAAAGGAUUUGGCACGUGCUCAUUCCAUAGUUGAUCGACUACAUGCCGGGAAUGUCUAUGUGAACACUUUCAACGACGUCUCACCAUUUGUUCCGUUCGGCGGCUACGAUGAUUCAGGAUUCGGACGUGAAAAUGGUACCGCGGCUAUCGAACACUAUACACAGAUUAAGUCGGUUUUUGUGUCAACAGCAGCGACACUGCCGAAUCCUUUCUAA